AUGAAGCAGACUCUCAGCGAACUAAUGAGGAUGAGCAGGAUAUGCCGGAUGAUAUUUGCCACUUGUUUGGGAUCCUUUAUUCUGGUCAUCUUUUAUUUUCAAAGUAUGUUCCAACCAGUCAUGCGGAGGAACCCCUUCAUGGUGGACGGCUGCUGUAGGAAAGGGUCCCGCAACGCCCUGCAGGAGCUCUACAAUCCCACCCAGCCGGAGCUGUCAGCAGCAGCCAUCCUCCACCAGACCAGGAGGGAUCAGGUAGUGGAUGCCUGUCGGGUCUACACCGCAACCAGCCGUAAGCGGCGAGUCUUGACUCCUGGAGACCUGAAACAUCUCGUGGUGGACGAGGAUCAUGAGCUCAUCUACUGCUAUGUCCCGAAAGUGGCCUGUACCAACUGGAAACGUGUCAUGAUGGUUCUCACAGGUCGGGGCAAAUACAAUGACCCAAUGGAAAUCCCUUCCAAUGAAGCCCAUAUUCCAUCUAACCUGAAGACGCUGAACCAGUACAGCAUCGCUGAGAUCAACCACCGCCUCAAGAACUAUCUCAAGUUCCUCUUUGUUCGCGAGCCCUUUGAGAGGCUGGUGUCUGCAUACCGCAACAAGUUCACCCUCAAGUACAACUCAUCCUUUCACAAGCGUUUUGGCACCCGUAUAGUCCGGCGCUACCGCAAGAAUGCUACUCAGGAUGCUCUGCUCCAUGGUGCUGAUGUCAAAUUCAAGGAAUUCACUGAGUACCUGGUGGACCCAGCCACACAACGCGAUGGCCCGCUCAACGAGCACUGGCAGACCGUGUACCAGCUUUGCCACCCAUGUCACAUCCACUACGACCUGGUGGGCAAGUACGAGACACUGGAGGAGGACGCAAAUUAUGUGCUGCGGCUGGUAGGUGUUGGCAAUUCCCUGCGCUUCCCAAGCUACGCCAAGUCCACUCGUACCACAGAUACCAUGACAGCCCAGUUCUUCAGCAAUAUCAGCACUCAGCAGCAGAUCCAACUUUACCAGCUUUACAAGUUGGACUUCCUCAUGUUCAACUACUCCACACCCAGCUACCUUCGGCUGGACUGACGGAGUACAGAGCCGAGACUCUGAGAAUGGCUGCCUUUUUUUAAAGAAAGGCAACAAAAUAAGUGAAGGGCAGACAUUUUUUUGAAGCAAACGAUUUAAAAAAAAAAAAACAUCAUCGGAUCUUGCAGGUCUGAAAUAAAACACAUGAAUGAUUGCUGAAGGAAAGAAUGAUGAUGCGUGCUUGUCUGGGCAUAAGUGGAAGGAUGUCCAAUCAACUCUUGGUGACACAGAGAGCACUGAUUGGAUGAAAAUGUGGGCUAAAUGGACAAUAAGCACGCAAAGAUUAGAAAUUAGAAGGUGAAGCAGGUCUUCAAGAUGGGGAGCUUAUCCCUAGAGGAUGGACUUGAAGAGGAACUAUCCUGAUGAUGCCCCAUAAACAUUUAAACAAACUGCUGACAAAUUAGGUUGCUUCCGAUUCUGUAAAGUUAACAGUGGCCUCGCACGUGCUCUGAUGCCCCCCCAACGCAUGGGAGGGAGCUAAGCUUACCCCCCCAGUCAAUAGAGAAACUCCGUCAAAUUGUAAAAGACACUUCAUGCCCUUUGCUGCGAUGCCAAUAUGGUGUAUUAGCCCCCAUUGCCCUUGCCCUCAUUAGAGUCAUACAUUUCAGAGGGAAACUGGCUCAUCAGUGCAUCGAGGAUGCACUGUAAUGGAUGGCUACUGACUGCACUCUCAAAACCUCUUCAACUGUAACUGUGGCGCCAUGGCAUUCAGUCAGCAGUUUGGACCAAACAAGUUCUGUCCCUGGUCUUUCUUAUUAUGAUCUUGGCAGAAGGGACCUUUCGUGGACCCUGUGAAAUCAGAGACACCUGCUGCAGCAGUGAAGUCUGUGGGUAAAAAAUAAUCAUUGUCUGUAAUGAUCCUUGAUACUUUGAACAACAUGAUGUGGUUAAGAAGGGUACGGGAGCAGUUCAGAUGAUUGGCGCACACCAGCUAUUGUGAGCACCAUCCUUACUGUUGAGAUGAAAGAAAAGAGAUGGCCUGCAUGGUUGUGAAAGGGUUAAAGGGACUAGAUCUCAUAACCAUGCCCUGCCAUGUCGUACCCAGGGUCAUCACAUCCCUGCAAAGCAUCUGUUCUGAUGAACAAUAAUGAUCAGUAAAUUAAGAUUAUCCUUUUGUCUACAUGCUUAGUUUAUUUUUUACUGAAGCAUUGCUGCGAGCAGCAAUUACAAAAGAUUAUUUAAUUUGCUUUGUUCAUUAAACUAAGAGAAAGAUUUCAUAUUUUUGUUUUCCUGGUUUAGGGUUUUUAAAGGUGAACUGUUAAAAGAAUUCUGUGAUGUUGAUUUGUUUCUUCAGAACUUGCCUCCGAUGCCACUACAUUAUUAGUGCAUCUCGAAACUUUCAUUUCUGAAGGAUGUAUGGUGUAUAUCAGCUUGUGGCUUUGUCCUUCUGAGCCUGAGACCAUCAGAGACUUGUGGGUGACUUUGGGUGACCAAAAUCACAUCUGCUCUCAGAUCAUUGGGAUGAUUCCUUAACCAGAACAUGAGAAUGUUAAAGCUAAUAACUGCACACUGAUUGUAAUUGGAUUACAGGCUGGUUGUGUAAGUAUUAUACAGGAGGGGAGGGAGGUAGGGGAGGGAAUGAGAGUGAGAACAUCUCCUAAACCACAAUGCAAAGGAAAAUGAAAUCUCUGUGCUUAUAUGUUGCCUAUAAAUAAGUAAUUGGUCUAAAUUUAAGUUACUACUCGGACUUAUGAUUAAGUCAAGAUCCUCCAACCCUUUGAAAGUGCAAUACUUAAUAACUGGAGUAUCAUAUUUAACAAAACUUUGCAAACAUAGCAGCACAGCAACGACAAAAGUUUUUUUUGUCAUUGAGAGUUUACCUUGAUACUUUUACUUCACGCCAGAAUCCCUGUAAAGUGGCUGGUGAAAUGUCAGCAUAACUUCCAAGUGAUCUCCAGAUCUUUAAAUUAUAAACAUCUGGAGGCAAGGCAGUACCUGGGCAGGCAGUACAGACUUUAACACCCUUGGCUUAAGCUCCACAUUUAGCCACAGAAUUGAUCACAGAGGACUUCUUAGCCUUCAAACAAGCCCGUUACAGAGGCUUGUAUUUUCCUCCUCUCCAGCCUUGCUCGAAAAAUGACCUGCUGUAUAUGAAAAAAUGUAAACAUCUGGUGUAAAAUUCACAAUUCAUGCUUUUGUGCUUCUAUCCCUGUUUUUAACCCCACAGUCUGCAAAACUUUUUCCUCCUUUUUCUAGUUUUUGUGGUUUUUAUUUUGGAUCCCUUUGGCACCAAAAACACAAUACUCAAGAUAAAUUCCUCCAGAAAUGUUAUCAUAUCAUCGGCAUAGAGGGACAAAGCCAGGAAAUUCUGAUCAGCUUCUCUCCUUUUCUGCCUGAUCCUGACAUAUCUAAAGUCCUAAAGCAGUAUGUUUUUUGUACAACGUGGACAUGAUGUUGUUAAUUCUGCUGCUGUUUUUUGAGCUGUCAUGUUUGUAUAAAUUAAUUACUCUGGUUGCCUCAUGCACACACACACACACACACACACACACACACACACACAAAACCAAUGUAUCGCACUUUUCUUUCUUUGUGCCUUUCAUUUAGCGCAACACACAAGCAGAAGAAGACUGAGAACACCUACUUGUGACUUGUUCUAUAAACUUUGAGAUCCGGGAACACAUGAACAUCAUUGCAAUUGAAGUUUGACAGGGCAAGGGGCAAGGCGUGCUCGGACAAUCGAACAAGUUGUAAACAAGCCAGCAGUUUAUCGGUUUAAAAUGAAAAGUUGAGAACAGAUGAAAUGUCAAGAAAAAUCUCCCACACUGUACUGGAAAGCUAGGUUUGUGCACAACUAUGGCAAGCAUGGUAGCUCAAAUCAAUCUUCCUGAAGAACAUUAACAUGUUCCACACCUUCUCUGAUGGAUGUCUACAACUAAUUAAACUGUCUUUUAUAAAACAUUCAUUGCACUUCAUCCUGCUACACUACACAUACCUUUUCAUGUGAACUUUAGAGUUUAGAUAAUCUGGCUAAACUGUUAGCUUGUUUACUACCCCUGAGCGCAUGUUUCUUGCCCCUUUAUAUUUUGUUGUAGCAUCAUUGCCUCUUUUCCCUGAUCUCAGCAAUUCAUUUCUUUAAGUAUAAUGAAAUGUUACUCAUAGAAAUUAUGACCAAAAUUUACGACCCAAACAAGCUAAGUUUUGAUAAGUUCUCUCUCAGUCACAGAUCAACUGUGAAGAAAAUGUCAGAUCCAUUUCUGGGGUGGACCUUGCACCAUCAGGCCCUGGUCUUUGUAGGGUUUUAAAUACAGAUUAAUUAUACUAGUUCAUUUCUCCCCUAUAAAAAAAACACUACAUAGCUGAACACAUGGGUGGAAUUUGUCAGAUUCGUCCACAUUAGCGUGGUUGUGGUCUCUCAAUGGGCCACUGUGUGGAUUUUGUGCUGUGCGUGUGUGUGUAUGUGUGUUGUGUGUGACCUUUUGAGUAAUGAAUCCUAGAUUAGCUGUUACUGGAUUUAUACUUAUACAUCAUCAGCAUUUUUCACCAUCCUGUCUAAUGGGAGUGUGUGUGUGUGUGUGUGCGGGUGAGUGUGUGUGGAUGUGCAUGGAUGCGUAUGUUGACACUCCGUGCUGUACCUGCUCUGCCUUAGAGGGAAAGGCGAGACUCUCAUUGCAACAUUUAUUUAUUUAUUUAUUUCUCAGACGACUACGCGCACAGCCUUCUUCGCUAUCACCAUGGCAGCACACACACACACACACACACACAAACUCCUGCAUCUCUCAUUUACUCUGAGGACAGUCUCUCUCCGUGCUGUUGCACUCGGUUCAUUUCAGAGGCUGUAUUCACUGAAAUCAUGAAUAAUUGAGCGCGUACUAUUGCGCUGAGUGUGGGAGAGUGUUGUCAAUCCCGCAGCAGCCCGACCUCAGUUCAUCCUGUCUGAUGUUUUCACAAUAAAAUAACA
Molecule: messenger RNA, 4957 nt
Organism: Toxotes jaculatrix (banded archerfish)
Lineage: Eukaryota; Metazoa; Chordata; Actinopteri; Toxotidae
Gene: chst11
Product: carbohydrate (chondroitin 4) sulfotransferase 11
Exons: 4
Coding region: 1-1059 (352 amino acids)
Biological process (GO): proteoglycan biosynthetic process; carbohydrate biosynthetic process
Cellular component (GO): membrane
Molecular function (GO): sulfotransferase activity
Source: RefSeq, a predicted model, not a curated record